GUUAUCGCAAUAAAACAACCGCGCUAUAGUUCAGUAUUUAUUAGCAAAAAGACCCAACAGAAUUUUUGUGAGACGCUUCGAAGACUCAUUUGAUACUUCAUCCAAAAAAACAGUUUCAAGAGAAGAUACAAAAUAUAAAUUUAGCACCAAAAAUAAAAAUCAUGACGACGAAGCCGAUCGCAGUGAUUUUUGUCGCAUUGUGUCUCUGUUACGAUUCCGCGACUUCCGCAGCUGUGCUGGGUUCAAAUGGCGUCAGGGACAUUUGUCCGGACCCUCAAGUGAUUACGCCUUGCACAUGCAUUGUAACGAAUGCAGAUGUGGACGUGGAUUGUUCCGCUGUUUCCGGUUCUCCACAAUUGCAUGACAUUUUCAGCGCUGAGCCCUUCCCACUGAGGGUCAUGAACAGCUUGACCAUAGCAGAUUCACCUCAGGUCACGUAUUUGUACGAGCGGUUCACACGAGGUGUCGCUUUCAGGCAUAUCCAAAUCACGGGCAAUUCCCAACUGAGUGACUUGAGUACAUUGUCAUUCAUGGACAGUUCAGCAGUUUUGGAGACAAUCGACUUGAGUAACAACGCUUUGAGUGACUUGGUUAUUCUGGACACUCCUGGAGAAUUUCAAAAUAUCCUCAGCAUCGACCUGAGUAACAAUAUCAUCAGUGAAGCUCUCCAGAAUUUAGAAUGCUCCCCGAGUUUGACAAGAAUCGUGCUGAGGAACAAUCAAAUUUUCGCUGUCGGAGCUGAAGCCUUUGCAAAGUGUACGGCUGUUACUGAAUUGGACAUUGGGGAAAACAUGUUCAGUUUGUUGGAAAGCAUGGUUUUCGAUGGAUUAAGUGCUUUGGAGAAAGUGUACAUCAACAAUUGCCCAAAUCUCAACACCAUUGCCGACGGAGCUUUCCAGGCGAGCUCCGUCACAAAUUUGAAAGAGAUUCAAUUGUCGGAUAACGUCAAUUUGCGGAAUUUCAAUCCCAAUGCUUUGCCUGCAGAUAAUCUCAAAAUUGCAAUAAAAAACGGCGGUUUGACUACUUUGGAAGAAGAUUCUUUCCGAUCAAUCUUGGAUGUUAUGGUUCCUGGUGGUGGAAGAAUCGACGUAACAGUUAACACGCUUCAGAUCAUUUCCACACCAUCUCCGAUGAUCAUCUUCAUCAUGACUAUAGAAGAAGAAUCGAAUGAUGGGUUUUUUCAGCCAUAUAUGGACGACUUAUCGUGUAGCAAAUCCUGUGAUGGAUUUUACGUAAAAAAUAUUAUUCCCAAGCGUGUUCUCCAAGAGGCAAAACUAAAUAUCGAAAUUACCUCGAAUCCAGAGUUGAGCAUGAUUAGCGAAAACACCUUCGGAUCUUCCGCGAAUAUCUUGAGGAGCUUGGAUUUGAAUUCCAAUGCGUUGACGUCAUUUGUUCUCCUUGACUCCUCCACCUACCCAAGCUUGGAACUCCUGGACCUGGGUUCCAACCAAAUUUCUGCUAAUAUUCGGGAAUUUUCGUGUUCUCCCGCCUUAAAAACGUUGAGACUGCACUCGAACCUCAUCCCGGCAAUCGAUGCAAAUGCGUUUUCUACUUGCGGAACAUUGGAAACCCUGUUGGUCGGCGGAAAUUCGUUUUCUGUGCUUUCCCAAGACGCAUUUGCUGGGUUGACCAACAUAAAGGUCAUCAGGGUCAACGUUUGUCCUGAACUCACAGUUAUUCAAACUGGAGCCUUUCCGAUUGAGGUUGGCUCUGUUCUGGAGAGAAUCGAGCUCAACGGGAAUCCUAAAUUGACUAUAUUUGAAGAGGACUGGAUAACACAAACCGAUUUGCCGUGUAACACUCGCAUCGAAAUGAUGGUGUCACCUCUGACUACUUUGGAGCAACCCAGUUUUGAACCCAUCCUUACGACGUUCAUGGGGGCAGGUUGCGGAGGAUUAAUCGACCUUAUGGACACUCCCAUAGAGUGUGAUUGUGAUUUGAGCUGGCUGUUGGAGAAUCCCGGUUACUUGAUCCACGUCGCUGGCAAAUGUGUCAAUUUGGAAGGAACUCCGCAAAUACAAGACCAGGAUCCUACGGAUUGGUCCAAUUCCUGCAAAAGUUUCGCUUGUCAAUUUGUUCACAUGUAUUUGUGCACAGCCAGUUUUCUUAUUCUGUCGCUGUCGAGUGAAUCUCUGUCGAUUCCGGUGCUUUACGAUGAGGAAUUCGUCGUCAUUACCGACACUCGUCCAGCAAGGGCGAUGUGCCCCGUGCCCGAAUUAAUCAGUCCAUGCACAUGCGACGUUUCCUCGACGACAGGGCAAGUAACUGUCGAUUGUUCCGACGUGUCGAGUUCAGCGGAACUGGAACAGAUCUUCGUGAACGAACCGUUUCCGUCAUUCUUCAUGGACAAGUUCCGGCUCAGUGGAAAUGCUAACGUGACUUACCUCCUUGCCGAAUCCUUACACAAUGCUGCUUUUGUGAAUAUUGAAAUCACUUGGAAUCCGAAGCUGAGCGUCAUAAGCGAAAACGCCUUCGAAUCUUCUAUGACCACAUUGAAGAAAUUGGAUUUGGCCGGAAAUGCGUUGACGUCAUUUGUCCUCUUUGGCACUAUGGUUAACUACGACAGUUUGGAAUACCUGAGCCUGGCUGAUAACGAUAUCAUUGACAACAUACGGACGUUUUCGUGCUCGCCCGUCUUGAAAACGUUGGAUCUGCACUCAAACUUCAUCCCGGCAAUUGAUGAAUAUGCCUUCUCUAAUUGCGGAUCAUUGGCAACUCUCUAUGUCAGCGAAAAUGCAUUUUCUGUGCUGUCCAGAGACGCCUUCGCUGGGCUGCCCAACAUACGUUCCAUUUAUGUCAGCAAGUGUCCCAAUCUCGCAGUUAUUCAAACUGGAGCUUUUCCGGAUGUGAGCUCCAGUUUGACGGUUCUCCGGAUCCUUGGUGACACGUGUGACAUUGAAAUAUAUUUGAUGGGUUCAUCACAGCUGGCUACUUUGGAGCAAGCCAGUUUCGAACCCAUCCUUGCGACCUUUCUGAGCCCUAUGUGCGAAGGAUUCAUCGAUCUUGAAGACAGUCCCAUAAGGUGUGAUUGUGAUUUGAGCUGGCUGCUGACGGAGCCAAGUUACUUAAACCACACCGUUGGCAACUGUGUCAAUUUGGACGGAGCUCCGCAAAUACAAGACCAGGAUCCCACGGAAUGGUCUGCUUCCUGCGAAAGUUUCGUUUGUCAAUAUUUUCCCAUGCUAUGUUAUUGAAAGGCUUUUGGGGAAUUGUUUGAAAUGCAUCAACAUUUUAUGAAGCAUGAGCAACA
Molecule: messenger RNA, 3250 nt
Organism: Notodromas monacha
Lineage: Eukaryota; Metazoa; Arthropoda; Ostracoda; Podocopida; Cyprididae
Source: the annotation of a GenBank genome assembly